Molecule: messenger RNA, 1462 nt
Organism: Ruditapes philippinarum (Manila clam)
Lineage: Eukaryota; Metazoa; Mollusca; Bivalvia; Venerida; Veneridae
Product: heavy metal-binding protein HIP-like
Exons: 4
Coding region: 128-724 (198 amino acids)
Molecular function (GO): protein binding
Source: RefSeq, a predicted model, not a curated record
GCUCAAGUGUUGUGUAAAAUGUUGCUCAUAAAUGUAGCUUUGAUUAACAUGUGUCUUGAUGCGUUAAAGUGAUUCUGUAAGAGUUAUAUAAGUAACCACUCCUGCUGCCAGCAAUCACUUGUUAAUCAUGGACAACUUCAGAAUGCUGGUGCUUGUUGCGUUGACUCUUGUCUUGUACCUAAAUACAUCUUUUGCUGAAUUUAUUUUUGCAAGAGCCGUUGAUCACAGUAAAGGCAUACCUUGCCCAGGAAAAACGUAUAAGACGUGUCUGCCGGGUUUCCGGUGUGAAGAGGGGAGCAGUAAAACUGGCUGCGUAAAAAGUCUUAAAAAAAUAUCCUUUGAAGCGCACACAACCGACGCUCAAGGACAUUUCCCAGUUGGAAAGGUUCUUAUUUUCCCAAUAGUCUCCGUAAACGAUGGCCAAGGGUAUAAUUCCAAAACUGGCAUUUUCACAGCACCGGUUGCGGGAAUGUAUCAGUUCACAAUGCACUUCUGCAGUGCACCAAGUCAGAGUAUGGUUGUAGCUCUAAUAAGGGGAAAGGAGGAAAUCGCCGUUACAACCGUAUCUACGUAUCCCUACUCAGGCUGCUUGUCUCACAGCACCAUUGCAAGAGUUGAAAAAAACCAAUCUGUUCACUUGGUAUCACGUUGGAGCGCAAGCCGUCUUUUUUCAGACGAAUAUCGUUGGCCUUCUUUCAGUGGUAUUCUUAUGUAUAAAUAUUGAAGUCUAUAAAAAUGAUAAGAUAAUGUAUAUAACUCUAGCUUCUGCAAUCAAUUCCUUUUUUAAAGAUUAACUCCCGGCCGGUAUCACUCUUAUAGCUUUUUAAAACAUUUUGAAGAACCAUUUGGAGACGAAUUUAACUACUAUUUGCCUGAAAUGCACCUUAUUUGAAAUGCAAACUAUCAUCUUAAAACGUGCAUGUCUUUUACGUAAUGAGUAUAUUUUUGGAACAUUGAUUAAUAAAAUAACCAUCGGGUAAUUUGUAUCAAACAUUGAUAUUUUGGGCAUUCUGCUUUCCAAGUGAUCAAGCUAUAAGCUAUAUUCAAUUCUUUGGUAUUACCCUUCAAUUGAUUUCUUCCUUACAAGUGUAAACGUGACUUCGAUGUUUGAAGAUAUACGUAUUCAAUUUGGCAUAUAUGUAUAUUGAAAGCUGACCUUAUACUAGUUUUAAACUAAGGGAGAUCACCAUGUAUCUAUAUUCCAAUCAACAAUAAUUGAAAUAUUUUCCUUUACAAGACUUGAUAUAAAAACUCAAGCAACAGUCUAUAAAUAAGUCAUUAACAAAUUUCCUUAACAAAAGUUCACAAACUGUAUAGUGUAAUAUAUGAUUUAGAUGCUGUAGGAAUAGACUAGAAUACAAUAGAAUAACUUUCUAAAGAUGUUAACGACAAUAAAACUUGGUUCAUUUUAUAGCAGGCGUCAUGCUUUCAUGUGUAUACAGUCAUAUAUUAUAAUCAGAUA